GAUAAAAUCGCUAUUGGUUCAAGAAUGUAUGAAAUGACUGAAUUGUCUAUCAGAACGUAACCAAGUGCAUCUUAUUUGGGAGUCAGGUCACAAAGGUAUAGCCAGGAAUGAACUGGCUGAUGAGCUUGCCCGCCCUGCAGCAUCCACCAACAUGGUAUGACCGGAACCUUUCAUUGCGGUUGGUUCCCACACGAUAAAGAAGCUGCUACGCAAUGGUGAAGCAGUCAGUAGGAAGAGGCAUUGGCAAUAACUCCCAGGUGGACAUCCAAGAAAUCAACGUUACGGAGGAGUCAUCCGAGAUAUUAACGGUGGCACAACUGCAACAGGAGAUGAAGCAGUUACGCGAAAUGAUGGGACAGCUACUACAAGCACAAAAUAACGGCACUGGUACAGCCAGUACGCAAGAGGUACAAACGGUACAAAACGCAGCUAGCAACGAUAGCGCAGUUGCAGUCAACGGCGGCGCAGGCGUUCAAAGUCGCGCCACUGACGCUAUUUCAACGAACGACGACAGCACAGUGGCAACUAACAACAACGUUACCACACGCAAUCAAAGCAACGGAAUUAUUUCUGCGAACGGGAAUAUUUCAACGAACGGGAAUAUGCGACACGCGUCAGUAAAAGAAAUUGCAAAUACCCUGCCGGAAUUUGAUCCAACGAAUAACGCAAGCAUUACGGUAGAGCAAUUUAUUGACAGAGUCGAUCGAGUAGUUGAAGCAUAUAGAUGGGACGAGAAAUUUUUAUUGUUGGCUAUUUAUACACGACUAAGAGGAGUUGCACGUAUGUGGUUGGAUGCCUCACCCACAUUACACACAACUUGGGAAAAUUUUGCUAAUGCGUUACGACACGAUUUUGGUUCAGACCGAGACGAAGCGGAAAUUCAUUUCGUGAUGGCUAAUGCAACGAGGAAGCCAAAAGAAAUCAUAAAAGAAUAUUGUUUUCGAGUGGCGGCACUAGGUAUACGUUACAAACUGAGUGAGGCAGCCAUUAUACGCUAUGCAAGAGUUGGAUUGAAGCAUAGAGAACUCCAACAAAGCAUUUCAGCAGUGAAGUUUACAACAAUGAAACAGGGGCUAAGAGAGCUAAGUGAGGGCUAA
Bactrocera neohumeralis is the source of this 1097-nucleotide messenger RNA. RefSeq lists its product as uncharacterized. The record is from RefSeq and is a predicted model, not a curated record. The transcript is spliced from 2 exons. Bases 213 to 1097 code for a protein of 294 amino acids. NCBI's taxonomy places the organism in Eukaryota, Metazoa, Arthropoda, Insecta, Diptera, Tephritidae.